CAGCUGCUGCGGGUGUUGGUACAUGAGCGGAUCCGCGCUGCCGCUGAAGACUUCCUGCUGCAGGUGGAGGAAGGAGGAGGAAAGGCUCGAGUCCCGGAGCUGAGAGCGAUGCUCACCGAGCGGCUCGCGGCGGCGGGAGAGCAGAUCCUCGCGGGGCUUGAGGAAACCUUGUUAGAGUCCGAGGAGCGAGUGGAGCGGACCGAGCUGGAGAUCUGCCGCCAGAGGAGGCUGCUCGAUGCCGUGAUGCAGCCCGAAGUCCGGCUGCACAGAGCAGUGUGUCCUGCAGACGUCCAGCAACUGAUGGUGAUUAAAGAAGAGGUUCCCUCUGAGGAGCAGCAGUGGAGCCCCCUUGUGGACCAGGAGGACCCAGAGCCCCCCCACAUUAAAGAGGAACAGGAGGAUCAGUGGACCAAUCAGGAUGGACAGCAGCUUCAAGGACUGGAGGAGGCUGAUAUCAAGUUCACAUUGACUCCUGUCGCUGUGAAGAGUGAAGAAGAUGAAGAGAAACUUAAAUCGUCAAAGCUUCAUCCGAGUGAGACGAAGGAGAAGAGAGCGGACUGUGGAGGACCAGAACCAGCCAGGAUCUCAGCUCCUGAUGGACGUUUACAACUGAUGGUGAUUAAAGAAGAGGUUCCCCCUGAGGAGCUGCAGUGGAGCCCCCUUGUGGACCAGGAGGACCCAGACCCCCCCCACAUUAAAGAGGAACAGGAGGAACCGUGGACCAAUCAGGAUGGACAGCAGCUUCACGGACUGGAGGAGGCUGAUAUCAAGUUCACAUUGACUCCUGUCACUGUGAAGAGUGAAGAAGAUGAAGAGAAACUUAAAUCGUCAAAGCUUCAUCCGAGUGAGACGAAGGAGAAGAGAGCGGACUGUGGAGGACCAGAACCAGCCAGGAACUCAGGUCUUGAUGGAAGUUUACAACCAGGUCCUGAGGACAAGACUGACUCUUCUGAGACUGAAGUCAGUGAGGAUGAUUGGCUGGAGACCAUGGAAACUCAGACUGGUUUAAAUACAACAAACAACAAACAGCCUCUAAAUGAUAUGGGAUUUAAGACAGAAAAAAAAAUGUUUAGUUGCACUGAGUGUGGUCACAGAUUUAACCAAAGAAGAAGUCUAAAUAGACAUAUGAGGAUUCAUACAGAAGAGAAGCCGUUUAGUUGCUCUGAGUGUGGUAAAAGAUUUAACUAUAGGUGCAGUCUAAGUAGACAUAUGAAGAUUCAUACUGGAGAGAAACAGUUUAGUUGCACUGAGUGUGGCAAAAGUUUUAACCAAAGUUCACAUCUAAAUACACAUAUGAGGAUUCAUACAGGAGAAAACCCAUUUAGUUGCUCUGAGUGUGGUAAAAGAUUUAACAAAGGGUCAAAUCUAAAUACACAUAUGAGGAUUCAUACAGGAAAGAAACCAUUUAGUUGCUCUGAGUGUGGUAAAAGAUUUAACCAAAGGUGCGAUCUAAAUAAACAUGUGAGGAUUCAUACAGGAGAGAAACCGUUUAGUUGCCCUGAGUGUUGCAAAAAAUAUGCCAAUAGAGGCAGUCUAAAUAGACAUAUUAUGAUUCAUACAGGAGAGAGACCGUUUAGUUGCUCUGAGUGUCGUAAAAGAUUUAACCAAAGGGGGGAUUUAAAUAGACAUAUGAGGAUUCAUACAGGAGAGAAACCGUUUAGUUGCCCUGAGUGUGGCAAAAAAUGUACCGAAAGGGGCGAUCUAAAUAAACAUAUGAGGAUUCAUACAAGAGAGAAACAGUCUAGUUCGUCUGAGUGUGGUUAAAGAGUUAAAGGAGACAUACACUCCUGAUCAAAAUCUUAAGAUCAGUUCAAAAUUGCAUGAAUUUGCAUUUUGCACUGUUGGAUCUUAGGAAGGUUCUAAGUAGAGCUUCAAAAUGCUAAAAGAAGAAAUGGGAACAAGAGACCAAAAGUUGUGAGCAGGCAAUUUAUUGAAAACAACAAUUUAACUCAAAUAGGCUGUUCAUCAGCUGAUCAAAAGUUUAAGAUCCCGGAUUUUUAGCUAUCCAUUACCUCUGUAGAAAUAUGGCUACUGGAGACGAAGAUAAAAUCUUGCAACCAGAUCGUUUUGAGUGAGGUAGGCCGAAGCCCGGCUCCGGGGUGAGACGGGCCCGCCAGCUGACCGGCGGGCCGUUCCGCGAGCUGACCGGGCCGGUGGAGCCGAGCCGUGUAGCGUGACUAUGACGUGUGUUCUGGUCAUAAUCCCAUUCAACCAUUCCAUCUAGCUAUUGUUUUUUUCCAGAGGAACCACAACAGAUCGCGGGAGGUUUUUUUUUCCAGAGUUUUUGGGACGGUAGACAUGCUAGAGACCCAAAUUAACGUGUAGAAGCACUACAAAAGUGGAAUUUUCAUAAUAUGUCCCCUUUAAGAUUCAGUCCCAUUGUACGAGACGUGAGGAUUAAUAAAAGAGAGAAGUGAUUCAGUUGCAACUUUUGCAACAAAAGAUUUAUUAGGAUAUAUCAGCAGAUAUUCAUAUUAUACAUAUUCAUAGUUCUGUUUUAAGUAGACUAUUACCAGUUUUAUGUCCCUAGAAAAUAUAACUCAUUGAAUAACACGAAAGAUUUGUGCUUAUAUAUCUUGUUUCUACUGAUUUCUACAUAAUGUAUCUAUU
Limanda limanda (common dab) is the source of this 2610-nucleotide messenger RNA. RefSeq names its product zinc finger protein 2-like. The transcript has 2 exons. Gene Ontology annotation, molecular function: RNA polymerase II cis-regulatory region sequence-specific DNA binding; DNA-binding transcription factor activity, RNA polymerase II-specific. Lineage: Eukaryota; Metazoa; Chordata; Actinopteri; Pleuronectiformes; Pleuronectidae. Gene Ontology annotation, cellular component: PcG protein complex; transcription regulator complex. The coding region runs from base 109 to 1764 and encodes 551 amino acids. The record is from RefSeq and is a predicted model, not a curated record. Gene Ontology annotation, biological process: regulation of transcription by RNA polymerase II.